GUAAGAACAAUCUUGAAGCACCGCCUGGGGAAAAUAAGUAAAUAAAUGCAGGUAGAGAUGAUUACGAAUCUGCAGAAGAAAUGCCGAAGUCUGGUAAUUCUUCUGAAAUUUUUUCACCAUCACGACUUCGUUCCUCUCCGGCGACUCUUGCACAAUGGACCAGACACCGUGGACGAGCUUCUGGACAGACACAUUGUGAUGAAGGAGAAAUCCCUAAAUGAUGAAGAGGAAGAGUUGCAGAAUAAGCGGCGACUCACCAGCAAUCGGCGCGAGGCGCUGAGUCUCUACCGAGACAGUCUCCGUGCAACGCGGUUCUUCAUGUGGUCCGAUGCUCGAGGCGUCGUCUGGAGAGUAACGGAGUUCGAGGAGGCUCGGUACGAGAAAGAUCCAGAAAUUAUAACUCGAUUACUAAUCGGCGGGCGUGAUGCCGUCGAAUCGGCUCUCGAGAAGCUAGCAGAGAAGCAGAGGCAGCAGAUUGCCAAGGAGCGCGGUGGCGGAGAUAGACCGCGAAGAAGGAUGCAGCUCAAAAUCAAAUCAAAUCUGUAAGGAUUUGUUGCUUGGUCAAUUUUCUAACUAAAUCAUGGAUAGAUGUAUUCACUAUCUGCAUUUGUUGUCCUGUGAUUGAGAAAGGUGGAAUCGAAUUGAAAUUGCAUGGAUAAAUGAGUUGAUUAUGGUAACACAGAUAAAUGACAUUUUCCUUCUUACCUGAGCAAAUUCUAUUUUUCAGUUUAUCAUCCAUAUCUACCGUUCAUAUGUAUCCUUGAAUCAAUAUUUUCGGGAAAU
Molecule: messenger RNA, 783 nt
Organism: Rubroshorea leprosula
Lineage: Eukaryota; Viridiplantae; Streptophyta; Magnoliopsida; Malvales; Dipterocarpaceae
Source: the annotation of a GenBank genome assembly